AUGCCAUCUUACCAGUCCCCCGACUCGGCUCUAGCUCACGCAGAAUGGCCAACGACACCGAUCCCCGAACCGAUCAAGACGCUCCUCCAUUCCUUCUUCGAACUGGGUGACUCGACGAGUCCAGCCGACGGCGCCCGCAUGGGCACCGAGAUCUUCACGCCCGAUGGACAGAUCGUGGUCAACAAACGUGUCAUUGACGGGGCUGAAGAAAUAUCCAACUCGAACCACGGCAAACCACCUGGUCUGCAACGCCGCAAGCACAGAAUCGACAAGAUAUACACCUGCAACGAAAUGGCCGAUGACCUCAUGCUGUUUGGGGUCGUGACGUGGACCUUUGACGACGGGCAAACGCGCGAAGGUCGAUUCGCGGCCAGGGCGGUGGUGGUCGUGUCAGAAGGGAGGCCAAGGUUGAAGUUGUAUCAGGGAUGGUCGUUUGAACAUGUCUAA
This is a messenger RNA of Exophiala spinifera, 447 nucleotides long. RefSeq lists its product as uncharacterized. The transcript has 3 exons. The record is from RefSeq and is a predicted model, not a curated record. The coding region runs from base 1 to 447 and encodes 148 amino acids. Lineage: Eukaryota; Fungi; Ascomycota; Eurotiomycetes; Chaetothyriales; Herpotrichiellaceae.